This is a messenger RNA of Seriola aureovittata, 413 nucleotides long. RefSeq lists its product as uncharacterized. Bases 91 to 375 code for a protein of 94 amino acids. The record is from RefSeq and is a predicted model, not a curated record. The transcript has 4 exons. NCBI's taxonomy places the organism in Eukaryota, Metazoa, Chordata, Actinopteri, Carangiformes, Carangidae.
GCUCAGCAUUCAGAACACUACAACAACUUCCUCGACCAUCUGCGAGACAGUCUGCUAAAGUUGAGAAGACUUGCUGUGAUCACUGAAACCAUGCUGAAGGUAGCACUUGUGCUUGGAUGCCUCCUGAGCCUCAUUCUGGCCAAUCCUGUGGACAUGGUGCACCAACGACUUGCUCGCUCAAACUCUGGCUCAAACUCUGACUCUAACUCCAAUGAGCUUUCCGUAUCCAUGUCUUCACAACAAUUGCUCCAGCUCCUUCUUACCCUCAUCCAGCAACGACAACCAGUUACUGCUCCACCAGCAGCAACUACUACAGCUGCACCUACAACAACUACAGCAGCCUCUACUACAGCUGCACCUACCACUGCCGCAUAACCAACUGCUGCCACAAAAACAUAUAAUCAGCAAUUUAA